Ixodes scapularis (black-legged tick) is the source of this 448-nucleotide messenger RNA. RefSeq names its product ras-like GTP-binding protein RYL2. The transcript is spliced from 3 exons. NCBI's taxonomy places the organism in Eukaryota, Metazoa, Arthropoda, Arachnida, Ixodida, Ixodidae. The coding region runs from base 197 to 433 and encodes 78 amino acids. The record is from RefSeq and is a predicted model, not a curated record. Gene Ontology annotation, molecular function: GTP binding; GTPase activity.
CAGGUUUUCUGAUGAACGAGAAAAGUUCUGUCGCCCAGCGCGGUUGUCUGCAUCCUUCGCUUGCGCUGAUUUGGGAACGAUUGUUUCGCGCGGUUUCGCGCGGGCUGCUGCUGACCGCGAACGACGUCGGCAUGACAACGGAGCAAGUAAAUCUCUGAGCCCAACAAGUACGCUGAGAGCCGCGUCGUUCACUGCAAUGGAUGUGAAAGUCGUCAACGCCAAAGUGGUGGUACUUGGAUCUCAAGGUGUGGGAAAAACAAGCAUUAUCGCACGGUACUUGGAGAAGAAGUUUGUCGGAGCAACAUCGCCGACGAUAGGGGCAUCAUUCCAGACAGUAAAAGUGACUAUCGGCAAUGUCCGGGUCAGCAUGCAAAUAUGGGACACCGCAGGGCAGGAGAGGUUCAGAGCAAUGGUAAGCUUCAUUCUAGAAUGAAACACUAGUCUUCUU